AUGUCCGACUCUCCCAGAGACGACGGCCAGGCCGACCCCCGCGUCUCCAACGACUCCAGCGCCCCGAACGGUCCGGAGAAGAAGAAGAGCCGUCGCCCAGCAAAUACCGCCUUCCGGCAACAGCGACUAAAGGCAUGGCAGCCGAUCCUGACACCAAAGACGGUUCUGCCCCUCUUCUUUGCUAUUGGCAUCAUAUUUGCCCCCAUCGGCGGCCUGCUUCUCUACGCCAACUCUCAAGUUUCAGAGAUCCGCCUCGACUACACAAACUGCAUCGCCGACGCCAAUUCGACGUUCGGAUCCAUGCCCGACAAGAACGUCGAGGUCUCAUUCAAGAACGGCAGUGUCGCCGACGUGCAGGCCCAGUGGCGCAAGGAGACGGGCGUAACUGUCAACCUCACCUCCACCGUGAGCGUCAGCACCGACGUCUGCCACCUGCGCUUUAGCAUCCCGGCCGACAUGAACCCGCCCGUGCUCUUCUACUACCACCUCACCAACUUCUACCAGAACCACCGGCGUUACGUUGACUCCUUCGACGCCCAGCAGCUCAACGGCGAGGCGCGGUCUCUCUCCGACAUUGACAACUCCAAGUGCACGCCGCUCAAGUCAAAUGAUCAGAAGCCCAUCUUCCCCUGCGGACUCAUUGCCAACUCCAUGUUCAACGACACCUUCUCCAGCCCGGUCCUCCUGAACCCGCCCGGCGCGGACGGCGCAACGCCCCGCGUGUAUAGUAUGAGCAAUGACACAAACAUUGCGUGGGCCAGCGACAAGGACCUGUACUCACCGACCAAGUACAACUACACACAAGUCGUACCGCCGCCCAACUGGCACGUCCGCUAUCCAGACGGAUACACGAAGGACGACGGCCCCCCGAACCUGAAGACCUGGGAGGCCUUCCAGGUCUGGAUGCGAACCGCCGCCCUGCCCGACUUUAGCAAGCUGUACCAGCGCAACGACAACGACAGCAUGCAAAAGGGCACGUACGAGAUUACGAUCAACGACUACUUCAAGGUGAAAGAGUUUGGCGGCACCAAGUCGGUCCUCAUCACCACCCGCACCGUCAUGGGCGGUCGCAACCCCUUCCUCGGCAUCGCCUACAUCGUCGUCGGCGGCGUCUGCAUCCUCCUCGGCGGCGUCUUCACCGCCACCCACCUCAUCAAGCCCCGCAAGCUCGGCGACCACACCUACCUCUCCUGGAACAACGCUCCGACCGCCAAGAGCAACUCCGCCGGCGGCAAUGCCACCGCCGUGGCCUCUGGUCGCGAUGCGCGUCCCGGCGAGGCAUAG
This is a messenger RNA of Cordyceps fumosorosea ARSEF 2679, 1284 nucleotides long. RefSeq names its product LEM3/CDC50 family protein. The transcript is spliced from 5 exons. The record is from RefSeq and is a predicted model, not a curated record. Bases 1 to 1284 code for a protein of 427 amino acids. Gene Ontology annotation, cellular component: Golgi apparatus; endoplasmic reticulum; plasma membrane. NCBI's taxonomy places the organism in Eukaryota, Fungi, Ascomycota, Sordariomycetes, Hypocreales, Cordycipitaceae.